Molecule: messenger RNA, 1937 nt
Organism: Haplochromis burtoni (Burton's mouthbrooder)
Lineage: Eukaryota; Metazoa; Chordata; Actinopteri; Cichliformes; Cichlidae
Gene: mrgbp
Product: MRG/MORF4L binding protein
Exons: 5
Coding region: 92-754 (220 amino acids)
Biological process (GO): regulation of transcription by RNA polymerase II
Cellular component (GO): nucleus; NuA4 histone acetyltransferase complex
Source: RefSeq, a predicted model, not a curated record
CGAUACCCGGAAGUCUUACUACGUUUCCGGUUGCUGAUGCUAACGGUGCACGGUCGUUUGCUUCUGGCCAGUUUUAGGUUUUGCCUUAAUAAUGGGAGAAGCUGAUGUGACGCUGAACCAGACCGACGAGAAGCCGCCGGAUUCGGCGUUGGCUCCCGGAGAAGACUCGGUGGUGUGGAGCCACGAGGUGGAGGUGUGCCUGUUCCACGCGAUGAUCGGACAUAAACCUGUCGGCGUGAACCGUCACUUCCACAUGAUCUGCAUCAGAGACAAGUUCAGUCAGAACAUUGGACGGCAGGUCUCCUCCUCCGUCAUCUGGGACCACCUGGGAACGAUGUACGACAUGCAGGCGCUGCACGAGUCGGAGAUCCUGCCGUUCCCAAACAACGAGAAGAGCUUCUCCCUGCCCGAUGACAUCAUCCAGGAGGUGAAGGAAGGGAAGCUGGGCUCAGAGGAGGAGUCCAAAGAGGAGUUCAGGAUGGAGAGAGAACCUCCAGCUACACAUGAAGAAGGGAGUAACUCCUCUGUGAAGAUGUCGGAGCGAACAAGCAGCAUUCGGGAUAAGGAGAGAGAGCGAGACAAGGAGAAGGGAGGAAGUGACGGAGGAUCGUCGUCAGCGGCGACGGGAGGAGGCGGCGGAAGCGGUAGUGGAGGGAAGGAGGCAGAGAAGAGGAAGAGGAGUCGAGCGGCCGAGAAGCUCCUGUCGUCUUCCAACCCGGCGAGUCCGGGAGGAGCCAAGAGGAGGCGCACCUGAGCGGGGGACGGACAGAGACGGAGGAGCGCGGUGGAGAGAAGGAGGUGAAUGUUGCUGCUGCCGUCGCAGAAGCCGAGCUUGCGAGCUUUGUGUCGUGUAAUCCUGGAGUGAGGUCGUCUAAGUGCUCUCUGUCCUCUUACAGUCGCCCCCUCUGUGGCUGCUCUCUGAUUGGCUGCUUGUCACCCGGCACCUGUGCUUUCAUCUCAUCGUGUGAUUACAGUGGGAGGAAGCGACACGUCUGGAAGCGCCUCUGGAGUGUUUUUAGCGUGCAGACAGCUGACCCGACCGCAGCGUGAGCGGCGUGUGUUGUCUUAUUGUUUUUAAUGCCAAGGUUGGAGUUUGCCCCGAGUCUUGCCUGUCAGGCUACAAAGAAGCCAUCCAGGAGUAUUGAGCACAUCGUCGUAAACUCUGCUACAGUUAUGUCCUGUUGUUGUUUCCGUCCUUUUCUUUUACCUUUUUAAAGCCGUUUCACCUUGUAGUGAAGCAGGAAGUGGAAGAACGUUCCAGUUUUCCUCCAUUUUCAUUUAAACUUUCUCGGUUGUACAGAGGAGUGAAGGAGCCCGGGUGAGACGGGUUUCCAACCUUUACGCUCUUUUCGCUUCAGUAGAAACGAGAGUAGAAGUGAAUAUUCCAGCGUGCACCUGCGAUCAGAGUGCACGCCAUGUUCUCACAGCGUGUGAAAUAAAAAUAAUUGAGUCUGUUUUCUGUUCUGAUGAUCAUCUGCUUAGAGCAGCGGUUUAAUGUGACAGGAGGUCAGCAUGUUGGCUGUCUGAGCUGCGUGUUUGUUGCUGCAGUGACUGUUUUUAGUUUCUGAUCAUCUGAAACUGCAAUAAUUGUGUUUCUCUCUGAACUGGACGUCGCAGCAUGUUGUACUUUUGUUUCUGUGUGAGGACACGAGCAGCUCCGAGUGAUUCCAGUUAUGUUUUUUAAUCUUUGUUUCAUUUGUGUCAUUUGAAAAUGCGUCUUCUGUGUAUUUAGUUUAGCGUCGGCUUGUUUUGAGGCCACGAGAAUCAAAUGUUCCCUUUAAGUAUUUUUGGGGUGUUAAUUUAUGGCUGCUGAUGUGUGAAACAGCUGUUUGUGUCAUUAAAGCUGAAGCCGAGUCUCCCGUCAUUCAUCGUUUUCCUGCAAAAAUGUUUGUAAAGAGCUGAAUGUUUAAACAUUAAAACUUCUGCCCCUCUUUUAA